This is a messenger RNA of Telopea speciosissima, 2148 nucleotides long. Its product is annotated as ferrochelatase-2, chloroplastic. Gene Ontology annotation, biological process: heme biosynthetic process. The transcript is spliced from 11 exons. NCBI's taxonomy places the organism in Eukaryota, Viridiplantae, Streptophyta, Magnoliopsida, Proteales, Proteaceae. Gene Ontology annotation, molecular function: protoporphyrin ferrochelatase activity. The coding region runs from base 74 to 1618 and encodes 514 amino acids. The record is from RefSeq and is a predicted model, not a curated record.
CCUUUUUCUUUUGUCAUUGGCAGGGGGUAGAUCAUUAUCAUCACAUCAGGCAGGCACUUGAGGUGUGAUUGACAUGGGAAGCAUUGAAUUUAUGCCAUCAAAUUUUACCCAUCAAGCUUCUUCACCUAUCAGGUCAUUUCCACACCCCACAUGUAUGGCUCAAAGGUCACACCAUUACUCCGGGGUCCAAAUCAAGGCUUGUCUUAAUUCAUUGCUACCAAAGAAUCACGUAAUUUCCAGGAAUUCCUCGGGUUGGCUUGACCUGCCAUCUUUGUCUUUGAAGCCUUCAUUUGAGAAGCAUUCUAUGGUAUUGCGAGCAUUAGUGACUUCUAAGACUCGAGAUGUAUCGACCACAUUUGUUAUUGGUGAAGAGAAGGUGGGAGUGUUAUUGCUGAACCUUGGAGGUCCAGAGACUCUUGAAGAUGUGCAACCUUUCUUGUUUAAUCUUUUCGCUGACCCGGAUAUUAUAAGGCUGCCAAGAUUGUUCCGUUUCCUCCAGAAGCCCUUGGCACAAUUCAUAUCUGUUAUGAGGGCACCCAAGAGCAAAGAAGGCUAUGCUUCCAUUGGUGGUGGUUCUCCUCUUCGAGAAAUAACUGAUGCACAGGCUGAAGAGUUGAGGAAAGCACUUUGGGCAAAAAAUGUUCCUGCAAAAGUGUAUGUCGGGAUGCGGUAUUGGCAUCCUUUUACUGAAGAAGCUAUUGAGCAGAUUAAAAGAGAUGGGAUAACAAAACUCGUUGUGCUUCCUCUUUACCCACAAUUUUCAAUAUCAACUAGUGGGUCUAGCCUCAGGCUGUUGGAGGGUAUAUUCAGGCAGGAUGAGUAUCUGGUUAACAUGCAGCAUACGGUUAUACCAUCCUGGUACCAGCGUGAAGGGUAUAUAAAGGCCAUGGCAAAUUUAAUUGAAAAGGAGCUAGAAAAGUUUGAUUUCCCUGAGAAGGUGAUGAUCUUUUUCAGUGCUCAUGGAGUCCCACUUGCAUAUGUGGAAGAAGCUGGUGAUCCAUACAAAGCAGAGAUGGAGGAAUGUGUGGAUUUGAUUAUGGAAGAAUUGGAGAAGCGGAGAAUAAGGAAUGCAUAUACUCUUGCUUAUCAGAGCAGAGUUGGUCCAGUGGAAUGGUUGAAGCCAUACACUGAUGAGACUAUCAUUGAGCUGGGACAAAAAGGGAUAAAAAGUCUUCUUGCAGUCCCUAUUAGUUUUGUCAGUGAACACAUUGAAACUCUUGAAGAGAUCGAUGUUGAGUACAAAGAGUUAGCUUUAAAAUCUGGCAUAGAAAAUUGGGGACGUGUUCCUGCUCUAGGGUGUGAAUGCACUUUCAUUUCGGAUUUGGCAGAUGCUGUAAUUGAAAGUCUUCCAUAUGUGGGAGCAAUGGCUGUUUCAAAUCUUGAAGCUCGUCAGUCUCUUGUUCCCCUUGGUAGUGUGGAAGAGCUAUUGGCCGCGUAUGAUUCACAACGGAGAGAACUACCCCCACCUGUAACAGUAUGGGAAUGGGGCUGGACCAGAAGUGCUGAAACAUGGAAUGGGAGAGCUGCCAUGUUGGCAGUGCUUGUUCUAUUGGUCUUGGAAGUGACAACCGGAGAAGGGUUUUUACACCAGUGGGGCAUAUUUCCCUUAUUUCACUGAAUGGAUGAAGCUUAGGUUUAUGUCUACAGGACAUUAGUAUAGAUUUUAGCCCAAAGAAUGUUACCCUUUUGCCGACUCUCAAGCCUUGAAGAGUCGUUCCUUGUUUGCUUUGUACUGUACCAUCCUCUACAAGCAAUGUGAUGGCGAUGACAAGCAAUGGGUGGAGUACUUUCUUUCCUCAAUGUGGAAGACAUGAUGGCGAUGGCAACCACUAACAAGCUUUCACAGGCAAUUGUCGACUGUACCUUGCUCGACAAAGAAAAUUUUGAAACAUGUUUCUUGAACUCUACUAAUCCAACUAACCAUAUCAGUGCUUUCUUGUCUGCAGUAAGUCUCUUGAGUACUGCUGAAAGCAAAUUACUUUUACUCCUGCUGCUCUUGAGGUCCCUGAUGAUGCCUGAGGAAUACAAUUUGUCCAACCUCUUGUUGCUUGGUAGUAUUAGAACCAUAUCCAAAAUUAGGAUCUUUUGUUUUGGCUGUAAUUUUCUUAAUGUGACACUUUAAACUUAAAUGUUCUCUCUUUUCUGUCU